Centruroides sculpturatus (bark scorpion) is the source of this 469-nucleotide messenger RNA. RefSeq lists its product as uncharacterized. The transcript is spliced from 2 exons. The record is from RefSeq and is a predicted model, not a curated record. The coding region runs from base 32 to 463 and encodes 143 amino acids. Lineage: Eukaryota; Metazoa; Arthropoda; Arachnida; Scorpiones; Buthidae.
AAACAAUUCAUGGAAACAGCACGAAUGAGCUAUGCGCAAAAACAUAAUACUUUGGAAUGUAAUUGUAUUGGCAACUGUUAUUAUCACAACCACUGCGAAACCCAAGUAUAGCAAGUACGACGUGGUUCAAUACGAAGAACGAGACUUUUACGACGAUCCAAAAGUAUACGGGCAUGGUCCAUGGCGGUUCGAAAGACAUGGUUAUGGUGUCAAUUACGGAAUUAAAGAUCCUGGUAUAGCUUAUGAAAAGGGAUACGGAUAUAUAAAGGCAUUCGGUAGAGAUUUCUGUCCGUAUCCUAUUAAUCAGUGUGCUCAUUUCAAUCCGGAAAUAUUUCAAUAUAAUGGGGACAGGACAGAACCUUACUUUGGAUGGAGACCCAAAGGUACAACUGCUUCUGAUAUGUAUAAGGAUCCGUACAGAAAAGCUGGAAUCAUAGACGGUAGCUAUUUGAGUGGGCCUUAAAAAUAA